This is a messenger RNA of Closterium sp. Naga37s-1, 1329 nucleotides long. NCBI's taxonomy places the organism in Eukaryota, Viridiplantae, Streptophyta, Zygnematophyceae, Desmidiales, Closteriaceae. The record is from the annotation of a GenBank genome assembly.
AUGCCCGUGCCCGCGCGGCGCCUGGGGUGGGCGGCGCAGAGCGCGGCGCUCCCCGUGAUCGCGCUGGACCUCUUCAACACGCACCUCCGCGCGCCCCUCCACAUGCGCUGCCACGGCCGCGCCUGCCCCGCCUUCUCCCCCUGCGGGGACACCUUCGGGAACGUCGCCGCCUGCUGGAACCCCGAGCUCUCCGCGGAUAAGAAGAAGCUCUUGCGCGCGCCUUUGAACUGCCCCAGGAUUAAAGACUCGCGGAGGGAGGAGUAUGGGGAUGGCGGAAUCGGGGAGGGAGGGGAAGGGGAGGGGGAGGCGGAGGAUGGGCUGAGGGCGAACCUGACGUGUUCUCAUCCUGAGGACUUUAUUUUGUGUGACGCUGUUGCUUUCCAGACUUUUCGACUGAAACACGUGUUUGUGACGAAUCUUGGUUUCACCUUCAAUCGCACGCAUAGGUUUGUGCGCAACGGUUGCCACGCCUAUGUCGAGUUCGCCUUUCCUGCAAGCACGCGAGUGCACAAGGUGACUCGGGCCAUCAACUGGGCGCACGGAUCCGGUCUAGCGUUCUACCACAUGUUGGUGGAGGCCGUGCCUCAGUUCUUCAACCUCGCGCCCAUCAUGCCUGCUUUCUCUGGUGGCCGUGUGCCUAUUAUCUCGUCUGCAAAGCAGGCGAGGGUUUGGGACCGUUUGGUGGCGCCGCUGGUGGGCGUAUCACGGGAGGGAGUGCAGCUUAUAGCGCCAGAGGAGGACCAUCUCAUCUUCGCCCAUGAGCUGAUUGAGCCAUCCCGGCAGUACUGCGGGGUGCCAGCACGGGGCCUAUGGCACAGCCUGCGGCGGCGGCAUCUGCUGCACCCGCAGGGGUUGCCUCUCUUCCACCGCAACUGGACGCAGCGCCACCUCUCCCCGCUCUCCGACCAACAGAUGGCUCUGCUGCCCGCCGACUGGGUGGUGCUGCUGGUGCGGCGGCCGGGCAAGGAGAGGGUGAUGGAGAGAGAGGGCGACCUGGAGGCCAGCAUGAGGCGUGUGUUUGGCAACCGCCUGGUGGUUUACGGCAAGUCGCUGCCCAUUUUGCAAGCCCGAGCGCUGUUCCGGAGGGCGCGGCUGGUGGUGGCGGUGCACGGGGCGGGCCUCUCCCACACCAUCUUCAUGCCCUCCAAUGCCUCCGUGCUCGAGAUUCGCCCUCGGGAUUACCACAACACGUGCUACCACCAUCUUGCAGAGGCCUGCGAUCUCAACUACUACUUGCUGUUGGGCGAAGGGAAUAAGAAAGGCACAUUCUGCUGUCUGUUGAAGAGUGAGCAGCGCAAUGGAUUGGACGUUGGACCUUCAGCGGCUUGA